CUCUGUUUUAAUUAUAUCUCACAACUACUACCUUCUCUCGCUCUCCACACUCCUCGUUUCCUCCGAACAAGCCCUUUUCUCUCUUCAAGCCUUUUUCACAGGUCUUGAAGAGCCUAAAUUUUGAUCUUUUUUUGGUUCUUGUUUGUUCAUAAAUGGCUAAGGUCUACACUUUGGCUGAGGUCUCCCAGCACAACAGCGCUAAGGAUUGUUGGUUGGUUAUUAGUGGCAAGGUAUAUGAUGUGACAAAAUUCUUGGAUGACCACCCUGGAGGUGAUGAGGUUCUGAUAUCUUCAACUGGAAAGGAUGCGACUGAUGAUUUUGAGGAUGUUGGCCACAGCAGCAGUGCUCGAGCAAUGUUGGAUGAGUACUAUGUAGGUGAUAUUGAUUCAGCAACCAUUCCGACCAAAACCAAGUAUACUCCUCCCAAGCAGCCUCAGUACAACCAGGACAAAACAUCAGAGUUCGUCGUCAAGCUCCUCCAGUUCUUAGUUCCCCUGAUUAUUUUGGGUGUGGCUUUUGGCAUCCGCUUCUAUACCAAACAGUCAGCAGCUUGAAGAUGGAGUUCAUGGGGAAUACAUAGUAAGUGUGGAAGAGAGAAAGCCAAAAAAAAUUUAGGGGUGGGGGAGGCUCUUCGUCAUCUGAGCAAGUCUUGUUUAAGUUAUGGGGAUAGUAAGAAACUCUCUUUUGUAGUGAUGAACCCUUUCUCAGAUUAGAUAUGGUCUUCUUUUAGUGGUACUCUUAAGAUUUUUUGUUUCUGCAGUUGAUAGUCUCUGCAAAUUGAAUUCCCUGUUUGGGUAUUGAUUUAUUAGGAUAUUUCCUUUUUAUUUGGCAUGCCUA
This is a messenger RNA of Solanum tuberosum (potato), 837 nucleotides long. Its product is annotated as cytochrome b5. Lineage: Eukaryota; Viridiplantae; Streptophyta; Magnoliopsida; Solanales; Solanaceae. The record is from RefSeq and is a predicted model, not a curated record. The transcript is spliced from 3 exons. Gene Ontology annotation, cellular component: intracellular membrane-bounded organelle; membrane. Bases 153 to 554 code for a protein of 133 amino acids. Gene Ontology annotation, molecular function: heme binding.